Didymodactylos carnosus is the source of this 825-nucleotide messenger RNA. NCBI's taxonomy places the organism in Eukaryota, Metazoa, Rotifera, Eurotatoria, Philodinida, Philodinidae. The record is from the annotation of a GenBank genome assembly.
AUGUUUACUACUAUAGAAGAUUUACUAUCAAAAUUAUGGCAUAAAAUCUUUGAAUAUUUGGAUGGUUAUGAUAUAUAUAAAGCAUUUGAUGGUCUUAAUUCAACAAUAAACAAAAUUAUUGAUACUAUUUCUCAACUACAUUUUGAUUUUACAAAUAUUUCGUCACCAAACUAUCGAUUAAUUCAAUAUAAAUUUAUGUCAUUAAAAUUAAUUAAUCAAAAUACUGAAUUGCAAUUGUUCACUCGAUUAAAACAACUUUCUCAACUUCGUUCAUUAACAUUAACAGGUGUUCGCUGUAUAUGUAUUAUUGAAAAAUUACCACAAUUAAAUCAACUACAAUCAGUUUUCAUUCGUUAUUCAGGUACAACAUCUUGUUUUAACAUUGCUCCUGUUCUUCGAACAAUAUUCAAACAUUUACCAUUUAUCAAACAUUUAACUUUGUUACCAAAUGAUUAUCAAUGGUUUUGUUUAGCACCAAAAUUUAUCGUACCAACACUAACAAAUAAUUAUUUAAAUACAUUAGUAAUUCAUAUUUGGACGUGUCAUGAUCUAUUUCAAUUUGUACAUGUCAUACCAAAUAUCAAACGUUUAAAAGUUAUAUUUGGUUGUUCAAUUUCUGGUGCAUUAACAAAAGUUUUUCGCAUACCAAAACUAAAAACUUUAUACUUUGAAACAGAAAAAAAUUCAUUACAGUAUGAUUUUAUCGUUUAUUUAUUCAAAUGUUUUUAUAAAUUAGAACAAUUUUCAUUCAUAACUCGAAGUAGAGAAAUUGUUAACGAUCAAAAAUGGAACAAUUAUUAUCGUCCUAAUUUUUUAAUUUUUUAA